Messenger RNA from Fusarium vanettenii 77-13-4, 1431 nucleotides. RefSeq lists its product as uncharacterized. The transcript has 4 exons. Bases 1 to 1431 code for a protein of 476 amino acids. NCBI's taxonomy places the organism in Eukaryota, Fungi, Ascomycota, Sordariomycetes, Hypocreales, Nectriaceae. The record is from RefSeq and is a predicted model, not a curated record.
AUGUCGUCAUAUGCCCAAAUUCACCGCCAGUUUGUACAGAUCGUCGACGAACCUUUCGUCUGGACACCAAAAGGAACCCUCUCUAGGAAGGCCACAUAUGUCAAGUUCAGCAAGGAAAUCGAUUCGUUGUACCAGGAACAAAGCUUAGGCUCGCAAGUCAACCUUUCUGACUUUGAUCAACUUCACGCUAGCCUUCUUAAAUCCGCCCGUCAGGCUAUAGGAAACAUGUCCUUGGCGGCCGAUGAUGAUCUUUUCCAAUCCGGAUUCGACUCUUUGUCAAUACAGCUUUUUCACCGUUCCAUCGAGGCGUCCGGUCAACUUCUGCAACUCAAAACUAUCUACGAUCAUCCUUCGGUGGACAGACGAGUCAGGCGCUUUGGAAAUCUCUUCAGCCUCAAGACAUCAAUCCUCCGAGUGCAGUUGAUGACAUUCGCACUCUCCUUGCCAAGCUCCACGGGAUUCUUGGGCAGCUACCUGCUUGAUACCCCCGUCGCAGAUCCGCAGGUUUCUGAAGUAUGGUGCCUUAACAGGAACCAGGAUGCUGUCCAGAAGCAGCUCCAAUCUGCCAAAGACAAAGGCCUGCGAAAUGACUGGGGAUCCAAAGAACAACAAGCUAACAGGAUUACAGACAACGCUUGGCAGGUCAACUUGAAUCUUUCAAUUUGGUCAUUCGAGAGUCAGAUCGCAGGUGUCAGCAACCUCAUUCAAUUCUGCUCUGAGGCUAGGAACGCUGUGCAUGUGUGUUACUGUUACAUCUCUUCCAUCGGCGUCGCUACCAACUGGUCCACCACACAUGUUGGUCCUGUCCCCGAAGCUCCGGUUCAAGACACUGCUGCGCCUGGGACUGGAUAUGGAGCUUCGAAGAUGGUGGCAGAGACUCUUCUCCACGAGGCCGCCAACUCUGAUAUUCUGUGUUUGAGAGUCUGCCGUGUGGGACAGAUGUCUGGUCCAGCACUAAAGGGCUCUGAUCAUGGUGUAUGGAAUCCGAAAGAGUGGUUACCCACGUUGAUUCGCACUUCAUCCGAAAUGCGAGCAUUGCCGGAGGCUCUCGGAAGCCUGGAUAAUAUUGACUGGGUCCCCAUCGACGUUGCCUCUCAAAUCAUCUCGGAAAUGGUCUUCACCUCAGACUCAUCAAUCGAAACUGACUCCCAAUUCUUCCACGUGGUGAACCCAAAGACUAUUCGCUGGCAGUCCAUUCUUCCAGUAAUUCGAGAGCGGCUGCAAAAACGCCAGAACACCCCAGUGGAUAUCAUCUCAUUCAACAGCUGGGUUCGGAAGUUACGUAACACUUCUAGUAGCAUGAGCCCUGUGAGCAGGGACAGCGUGUCUCAAGGCAUAAGCAAGUUGAAGCUGUUGGAAUUCUACGAAAGCAUCCAGGUUCCCGAUGGGGUUGGUGAACACCAAGGGCCAGUUAGGAGUGAGGCCAGUUAG